UUAAAAGCAGUCUUACAAAACGUUUUGCACUGCUUUCAGUAACCGAGAUGCACAGGAAACUGAACAGCAAGAGCUCUGAGCGCUUCAUAAUGGCAUUCUCGACCACAACGCUGCAUAGCAGGGCAGUGACCCUGUUCCUGUGUGCCAUGGUGCUCCGCAGUAUAUCUUCCCAGCACCAUGACACUGUGACAGCGCAGUGUGGAGAUACAGUGAGCCUUCCCUGCAGAGCCAUCGAGAGGAGCAGCAGCUACCGGACAGCCACCUGGUACAAGAUGAACUCCACACACCAGACUGGCAUUCUGCGCAAGGCAAGCAGCAAGGUGACCCCCUACAUCCUCUUUAACAGGAAGGCAUCGCUGGGGGAGCGAGAGGCACUCGUCCUGUCGGAUGUGAGGCCCGGGGACUCAGGGAUGUAUCAGUGCUACCUCUCUGCACAGCUGGGGGGAACCAACCAACAAACAAGCAUCCACCUGGAGGUUCAAGAGUGUGUGACUGCCCUGUCCACCUCUCCUGUACAGUGGGUCUCCAGCGCCACCCUGAGCCCGUCUGGUAACACCACUGCCCGCUGUGAGCUCCAGGUGACAGAAGUGUCCAUCAGCAUGCUAGUCGUUGGUUUUGCUGGUGUGGGUCUGAUUAAAGUAGUGCUGUCAGUUUGCAUCACAGUGGGGUGUCUCGGGGUCUUGGAGAGAAGGAAAGAGCGCUAUGACAGAUGCCACUGCUGCAGAUAGGGGUCUUCACACCAGCACAGCCUCCAGUGCAGCCCCACAAGCCUCAACACCGAGGAACGUCGCCGGUUCAAAUCCAUGAGAAGGUCCUGUGGAUCGGCUGAAUGCCAGUAUGAGUUCUCGUGGUCUUCUUGAUCAUGGAACUAAUAGGGCUCCCACUUUCCCUGCAAUAAGGGGCAGACAAACAGUGCACAGGGCAAAAAAAAAUGUUCCCCCAAGCUAAGAAAACCAGACCAAACCUACUUUAUGAGGGCACAGGUCAUGCCCCUGUAAUGUAUAAACAUACAUUUAAAACAUAAAAUAAUAAGGACUAUAUAAAUGUUCUUUAUUAUAGUGAUCCAUGCCUCUCUGGAGUUUAGAAUAAGAAAUGUACACAUUAGGGGAGCCAAUGAAAAGUCCUCAUGAACACUACAAACAAACAUGUGUGUGUGUAUGUAUAGUCUUCAAACCAUUGGAGGACAAAAUUAGAAAAAAUGUUUCCACAAAGAGAAACACUGAAUAAAAAAGUAAAACAUAAGAAAUAGCUAAAUAAAUCUUACUUAAAAUCUAGUCUUUUGCCCCUGGUUUCUAUGGCCUUAGGAAUUAGGAAUCAUAAAUAUUUCAGUCAAUGAUAUGUCCACACAAAGAUAGCAAUACAAACGUGUGAGUGUGUGUGUGUGGGUGUGAGAUAACUGCUCUAAUCCAGCAUCUUUCAUGAGCAGUACAUUCGCUUUGAACACAGAAGACAAAAUCUGCAAUUAUUCACAGCAAAUGCAUGUACAGAUCCUGGAUAAUAGAAGGCAUGUAAAUGUUUAUGUACAUAUUUUAGUAAAACAACAGAUUUAUUCAGCUGGUGGAUUAUGCAUCUCAAAUGUCUUGAUCAAAUAUGGUCAAGGCCCUCAUUUGUUUUACUGUUUCUUACCUUAAAACUCCUGGAUUCUGUAAAAGCUGGUAUUUACCGGUUUUUACCCAAAAUAUGGCCCAGCUCAAGCCUGUGAAAAAACGAAUUGACGUCAUAAAAAUGACAUUGAGUAGAUAUAUUUAUGUAUUUUUUUGUAAACAUUUAUGUAAAUAAAACAAUAAAACAAUUCUACAGUAUAAGUAUUUUCUUUACCCGGGAAACACAUGCUAUAACACUGACGACACAGAUUCCACGUGAUCUCUGAAUCAAGACUUCUUGCCGCUAUAUCCUUUAGAACCCAUUGGGCAACGUAAACCAACUGGACUGGGAACAAACUGCUCUGCUACCUAAGAAUGGAUU
Molecule: messenger RNA, 1965 nt
Organism: Acipenser ruthenus (sterlet)
Lineage: Eukaryota; Metazoa; Chordata; Actinopteri; Acipenseriformes; Acipenseridae
Exons: 5
Coding region: 48-728 (226 amino acids)
Source: RefSeq, a predicted model, not a curated record